AAUCAUCAUCAAUGAUUUGGCGUCAGAGGAUGAAAAUAACAAUUAUCAAAAGUAAAUUAACAAAUUACGUCACAAAUAAAUUGGUGCUCACGAGGACAAACAAAAAGAAAACGAUAUUUUCUCUACUUGACAGGUGAGCAACAGGGUCCCGUCUGUCUGCACGUCCGCCGGAUCGCUCAAUCCACAUGGGACAGAUGUGGGGUUUUUUUUUCCUCGCGGGGCGCGAGGCGCGAGGCGCAGCGGCUUUCUCCUGCUCUAGCGCGUGCAGAGGUCUUGUGAACUCCGCCGCGGGUAGCAAUUAGAGACCAGGUGUGGCUGUUUCACGACAUCGCGAAUUGGAGCCUGUUGAGAAUAUUUUUCUUCUUUUCGCUUGUCCAGUCUUUGCGCAACAUAUUCUGUCAGGUUAGUGAGAAGAACGUAGAUACCACUUCCGGUUACUAUGUUCAGAAUAAAGAGCCAGUUUCCUCCCUGAGAACAAAAUAAAUACUUUAAAACGUUUUUCGGUGGAGGAAAUAUUUAGACCCGUCGUGGACGAAUUUCAAAUGCCAUAAAGGAAGUGUGUAAUUUGGCGCAACUGGACCUGCAGCCCUGCAAGCAACCUCCCUCCCUCCCGCUCCGUCUCCAGGUCUCUCCCCAGCUGAAAGCCUGCACUCCUCGCCCAGGUGUGACAUUCUUGGAGUGCCUCAUUGAAACCGCAACCUGCCGAGAAGAUGACGGACUCCACACAGCCAGACCCCACCGCCGUCCCGUACCCGGCUGGAGUUGUGGACCCCACGGCGGUGAACGGGCAGUGCGAGCAGGCGGACUCCCAGCACCAGCAGCAGCAGCAGCACCAGCAGCAGCAGCAGCAGCCCAACCCCGAAAGUCAGGGAGAGGGUUUCAAGAUGGACCAGGAGAUGAAGAUAACAGACAGCAUAGACGACCGAGGUCUUCUGGAGAGCAGCAUGCGCCUGAAGCCUCACGAAGCCCAGAGUUACCGCAAGAAAGCUCUGUGGGUGUCCUGGGUGUCCAUACUGGUCACCAUCGUCCUCGCCAUCGCUGCUUUCACUGUUUCCAUCAUGCGUCACAGCGCUUCAGCUUUCGGAUUUGCUUUUGAUGCCACGCUGGAUGUGCUGUCCUCUGUCAUUGUACUGUGGCGGUACAGCAACGCCGCGGCCGUUCACUCCGCACACCGUGAAUACAUAGCCUGCAUUAUCCUGGGUGUGAUUUUCAUCCUGUCCUCCUUGUGCAUUCUGGGUAAGGCCAUCCACGACCUGGCCACCAAGCUGCUACCUGAAGUGGACGACUUCCUCUUCAGCGUGUCCAUCGUCAGCGGCUUGGUGUGUAUCAUCCUGGCUGUGAUCAAGUUCAUGCUUGGGAAGGUGCUCACAAGCCGAGCCCUGAUCACUGAUGGAUUUAACUCUCUGGUGGGGGGGGUCAUGGGGUUCUCCAUCCUCAUCAGUGCCGAAGUGUUCAAGCAUGAACCCAAGGUGUGGUACCUGGACGGGACAAUAGGUGUCCUCAUAGGCCUCAUCAUCCUCGCCUAUGGAGUCAAGCUGCUGCUGGACAUGGUCCCACGGGUCCGACAGACCAGGAACUAUGAGCGUUUUGAGUGACGGACCGCAGAGGACAAGAGGAGGAGGAGGAGGAGGAGGGAUGGAUG
Molecule: messenger RNA, 1642 nt
Organism: Seriola aureovittata
Lineage: Eukaryota; Metazoa; Chordata; Actinopteri; Carangiformes; Carangidae
Product: transmembrane protein 163-like
Exons: 9
Coding region: 711-1595 (294 amino acids)
Cellular component (GO): synaptic vesicle membrane
Molecular function (GO): zinc ion binding
Source: RefSeq, a predicted model, not a curated record